Messenger RNA from Symbiodinium sp. CCMP2592, 3333 nucleotides. The record is from the annotation of a GenBank genome assembly. NCBI's taxonomy places the organism in Eukaryota, Dinophyceae, Suessiales, Symbiodiniaceae.
AUGGGGCUCGAAGAUUUGGAACUGAAUGACAGCAGGCCUGCGACCCCCAGCAGAAGUGGCGUUGAGGCGCGAGAGCAACUUCCUCGACUUCCACUUGGAGGUCAAGCGCGCGAGGUCGAAUUUUCGCCGACUGUCGGGGAGCAAACCACGAGGAUGCUGAACCGCGCAGCGUCUACGGCGCGUGGGCUGGUGAAACUUCUGGGCAUCGGGGUCAUGAUUGUAGUCCUCAUCAUUGCCAUCAUGAACUGGCCGCCCUGGGUCAUCGAGAGCCCGGAUGCCAGAGUGCAGGUAAUGUCUGUCCUCUUCGCAGCAGGGCUCUUCAUCGUCGCUGUGGAAGAUGUCGUUGGCAUCAACAAAUCAGCUAUGAUGAUGGUCUUAGCCGCGGUCAUGUGGACUUUCCUGGCUGUCGGCUACCACCCCAACAACUCGAAGGCAGGGUACAUGCAGCUCCACGAGGAGCUCAACCGUGGCUUAGAGGAUGUGGGCAGCGUGCUCCUCUUCCUUUUGCCAGCAAUGGGUGUCGUCGAGUCCAUCGAUCACUUCGACGGUUUCGCUUUGGCUAAUAUGGCUAUCAAGCGAGCCAUCGAAGGAAGGAAGGACCGUCUGAUGCCGAUUAUCUGCAUCCUUACGUUCUUUCUCAGCUCCGUCAUCGAUAAUCUCACCUCCACCAUCGUGGCUGUGAAAAUUCUGCGGCGGCUUGCCUCCGAAGAUGAGGAAUAUCGCCGCCUGUGCGGCGGCCUUGCUGUCAUAGCAGCGAAUGCCGGAGGUGCCUGGUCACCCAUCGGUGAUGUGACCACUACCAUGCUUUGGAUUCAGGAGAAGAUCACGGCUACGAAUACUGUGCUGUGGCUGUUUUUUCCGUCGUUUGCGGCAGGCGUGCUGCCGCUGUGGGGCCUCAGGUGCCAGGCUCGUCGCCUUUUGCAAGCACCUGGGCCAGCAGAGCACCGCAUCAAGGACCGAAAGAAAGGUCCAGGAUGGGAGCAGGAGCCUCUGAAAGAGGAAGGCUUGGACGAGGACGACACCGAGCAAAUCACCAGACAGAAGGUGAUCGCUUUGAUUUUCGGCGUGCUUUGCAUCCUCAUGGUACCCGGCCUGAAGAUUGGCUGCGGCUUACCGCCGUACUUGGGGAUGCUUCUUGCUUUGGGCCUCAUGUGGCUUCUGACGGACGUGAUGCACUUCAGGGGCCACAUGAUGAAUGGAGAUGCAGAAGAAGAUGACCACGGGGGACCGCCCCAGUACGGAGUCGUCAGUGCGCUUCGCAAGGUCGAUCUGACGGGUCUUCUCUUCUUCACCGGUGUGCUCUUGGCCAUCGGUGCCCUCAAUGCUGCAGGUGUCCUGAAGGAUCCCUCGAACUGGCAAACACAGCCUCGACGUUUCGCUCCGCCUCGUCCUCACCUUGACUUCAGCUCCCUGGCCACCAUGGAUUCCAUGCAAGGCGGCCUAAUCAGUGAUCCCGCUGACUCGUUGGUGGCUGGCUCUGCCUAUGGUGACUUUGGUGCAGGCUGUGGCUACGACGCAGGAGGUUUUGCCGGCUGUGGAUGUGGAUGUGGCGGCGGAUGCGGCUGCGAUGCAGGUGGCUGUGGUUGCGGUGGUUGCGGAUUCAACAGCGGCUGCAAUGGCAACUGCUUUGGAUGCGGUGGGUGCGGCUGCGGCCAAGGAUGCCAAGGGUGUGGUUGUGGCUGUGACGGAUGCGGUUGCGGCGCCUGUUGCGGUUGUGGCUGUGGCUCAAAUCCGGGAGGCUGCGGCUGUGGCUGCGGCGGCUGUGGCUGCAGUGGCUGCGGUGGCUGCGGUUGUGGAUGCAACGCUGGCUGUGGCUGUGGCUGUUCCGGCUGUGGCUGCGGGGGUGGAUGUGGUUGUGGGGGUGGAGGGUGUGGCAACUUCGGCUGCGGAGGCUGUAACUACGGUUGCAACUGCAAUUCCGGAUUGGGAGGGGGCGGCUGCGGGUGUGGCAACUGCUAUGGUGGAUGCGGCUGUGGAGGAUGUGGCUGCAGCAGUUACGGCAGCUGUGCUGGUUGCGGAAGUGGCUGCGGAGGAUGUGGUGGAGGCUGCACAGGUGAGCGGCGAGUCGGUGUUGUGAAGAACUGGAAUCCUGACAGAGGUUUCGGGUUCCUACGCACGGAGGGUCACGAGAAGGAUACAUUCUUCCCUCGAAGAGAGCUGCCACCUGAAUUCCAAAGCGAGAGUGCGCUGAACGGCAUAACCUUUGCCUACGAUGUCAGUUCCGCGGCAGAUGGUCGGCCGCAGGCCAGGAGCUUGCAGUUUGUGGGCGGUGCAGCCCAGACCAUCCCAACCCCGUCGGGCCCGGCAAUCGAAGGCUUGGGAACGCGAUGCAUUGGUCAGGUGAAAAGCUUCUCUGGCAAGGGUGGAUACGGCUUCAUGAGCGUCAGUACCAAUGGAGCUGACAUCUUCUUCGCCAAGCGAGAUUUGCCAGCGGGCAUGCAGGAAGCCAAUUUGAUCGGAGUCCAGUUUGAGUUCGACAUUGGCUCCAGCAACGAUGGGCGAAGUCAGGCCAAGAAUCUGGUUUGCGUGGAUCCGGGCUCCGGCAACUUCGGCGCCGCUGGCCCCGGCAAGGGCCACGGCAAGGGCGAGCCAACCGACGGCUCGCGCCUUCAGGGGCAGAUCAAGGAAGUGCAUCAGGACGGAGGCUUGAUCGUUUGUGCUUCGAUGGCCGAGGAGGUAUCUUUCACGCCCACAGACCUUCCUGCCAACCUGCAGCGGCAGGUGCUAUCGGGCGAAACAUCGCGUUUGCAGAGGGCCACCGUCCUUUUCACGCUCGCUCUGGGUGGCGCGCGGGCUUUUGCCAAAGAGGUCAUGAUCAUCCCAGAGCCAGAUGAGAUCAUCGUUGGCGAAGUGGUGCAGUUCAACGCAAGUGCAGGGUAUGGCUUCAUCAAGCCGACAGUCGACUCGGUGUUCCAGCAGGAUGUGUACUUCAACAUCAAGGACUUGUCACGGGCGCUGUCGGAUGAGGAACGAGGAGGUCUGAGCGGGCAGGCGUGCCGCUUCAACUUGCGACUGACGCCCGACAACAGGCCUCAAGCUCGACGUGUUGAGCUGGUGGGUGCUGCCUUCGGAGGCGCUUCAACCAGAUUCAGCUACGAGCCUCCUGUGCAGGCAGCUGCGGCUCCGGCCGGCUUCUCUGCAGGUGGAGUGACCAUGGGCUUGCCGGAAGAGUUUGGAGGCGCUGCGACGGCACGAGACACUCAAACAAAGUCACGCUUCAGCUACGAGGCACCGAAUCCGACCAGUUCUCUCUCCGGCUUUCACUCAGGCGCGUUUGACUGUCCAUCAAUUAGCCAUGAAGCCAAGCUGGUGUGCUGGGAGAGGUCAAAUUGA